AUGGCUCUCCGCAGGGCUAUCCUCGUUGUCUUGCUGGGGGCGCUCUCCGCCCUGGCCAUCCGGCCAAACAGCGGGGAGGCACGCGGGAUGAGCUCCAUGCUCUACAAGCGGAAGCGCGACAAGCAGACUGACAAGGAGCGCACAAACAUGCGUCCUAUCAUUGGGGUUGUCUCCCAGGAGGGGGAUCCUGCACCCAAGGGCCACACCUACAUCGCGGCCUCCUACAUCAAGUUCUUGGAAGCUGCAGGAGCCCGUGUGAUUCCGAUUCUGGCCGACAUGCCCCCCGAGGAGGUGGAGCGCCGAUUCAAGCUCGUGAAUGGUAUUCUUGUGCCUGGUGGUUCUCAGGUCCUGCGGCCUGGCCAUGGUUUCUAUGAUGUCACCUCCAAGAUCUUUGAACUCACACUGAAGGCCAACGACCAUGGCGACUUCUUCCCUCUGCAUGGUACCUGCCUUGGGUUCGAGACCCUUGCCGUGAUUGCCUCCAAGAACCACAGCAUUCUCUCAGAGUUUGACGCCGAGAACCUGCCCUCGCCCUUGUUCCCCACUGACAAGGCAGAGAAGAGUGAGUUUUUCUCUGUGCUGCCGCACAAAGUGUAUGAGAACCUGCUGACCAAGCCCUACGCCAUGGAGAACCACGUCAAUGGGCUGGCAUGGACUGCCAUUGCCGAGAAUCCCACCCUGGUGGAUUUCUUUGACGUGCUCACGCUGUCCAUCGACCGGGGUGGCCGAACCUAUGUCAGUACCAUGGAGGCCAUAGACUACCCAAUCACCGCCACCCAGUGGCACCCAGAGAAAAAUGCCUACGAAUGGACGCUUGACAAGGACAUCCCACAUAACCCAGAGGCCAUCGUCAUCACACAGGAGGUCGGCAACUUCUUCGUCAACCGGGCGCGACGCAACCAGCACAACAUCGCCAACCAUGAUGAUGAGGUGGACCUGCUCAUCUACAAUUUUGACCUCGUCUACACUGGCAAGGCUAAGUUCGAGGGGGAGGAGGUGGACUUUGAUGAGUCCUACUUCUUCCCGCCCUGGGAGAAGGUGCGCGAGGUAGAGGAGGCCAAGCGUCAGGCGAGGAGCGCCUGA
Messenger RNA from Auxenochlorella protothecoides, 1083 nucleotides. RefSeq names its product Gamma-glutamyl hydrolase A. Gene Ontology annotation, biological process: tetrahydrofolylpolyglutamate metabolic process. NCBI's taxonomy places the organism in Eukaryota, Viridiplantae, Chlorophyta, Trebouxiophyceae, Chlorellales, Chlorellaceae. Gene Ontology annotation, molecular function: gamma-glutamyl-peptidase activity. The record is from RefSeq and is a predicted model, not a curated record. Gene Ontology annotation, cellular component: vacuole. Bases 1 to 1083 code for a protein of 360 amino acids. The transcript is spliced from 9 exons.